Molecule: messenger RNA, 1458 nt
Organism: Penicillium brevicompactum
Lineage: Eukaryota; Fungi; Ascomycota; Eurotiomycetes; Eurotiales; Aspergillaceae
Exons: 3
Coding region: 1-1458 (485 amino acids)
Source: RefSeq, a predicted model, not a curated record
AUGGAAGACGUUCAAGAGGACCCUGAUUGGCGGACCGAAGAGUUCGAGUCUUGCCUACGUAUGCGUCCCUACGAGGAGAUACGCGAAAUGCGAGCCAGAGAGGCUCAGUUGAUCUUGAAUGCGAGGGCUGCUAACCCCGUUAACCACGAGGCCCUGACCCUCGAGCCACCAACCCUCGAGCCGUCGAUUGGAUGGAGUAUAAUGCGUGUCGUCGCUCAUCGGGGGCCCCUCACCCUGGCCCUGGACUUACUUUACGGACCACCUGACUUCCCAUCCAUCACCCGAGCUGCUUGGAAGGCCAGGGAGGCACCAGCGCAAGCCGAACAAGAGAACGCCGCACAGCAAGCUCAAGCCGCGGAGCGAGCUGCAGAGCAAGCCGCACGUACUGUGCCAGUCACCCCGACUAAGCGAGUCAGGUUUGCGAUAGACAUUGAGUACCCAAUUCCUCCCAGGUCCCCCCUCAGACCACAGCCUUAUCGUCCCGAACUUACUCUUGCGUCUGGUGUCACCCUUUCCCUACCCGGACCCCCUGGUGCUCCCCGUCUUGCUUUUGCGCAGCUGCACCGGGAACCGGGCUUGGUCUUGGAUGCCGUUUUACCCCCAUUAGAGAAUGAAGAGUCCCUGCUAGAGGAUGAAGAGGAGGCAUUUAUCGGCUUAGCCACUUCCAUUGCUUAUUCUCCCCUUCCUGGCCCCGCUCGACAGGUGAUCAUAACCACACCAGUCUCAUCUCCUGCCAAACCCAAGACUCCCACGGAUGCAAUAGCUCAGUCGACUCCACCAAUUUCUUCUCCUAAAGAUCGCAACAUUGGUGGUCGUGUCCGCGAUCGUGUCCGCGAUCUCGAAAAAGCAUCGAGUUCCUCACCCGCCCCCAAGACGCCCGAAGAUUAUCACGCCUCACCAGUCUUUGUGAGUAGAACUUCUGUCCUUGGAAGCCCGUUCGCUCCCAAGUCCGUCAGAUCAUCUGCAUCUUCACGGACCAAGAAGACGUUUGAAGGCUCCGGCAGCCAAACCAUCCCAGAGAGUGGAUCUUCCCCUGUCCUUACAACCCCAGUUACUCGCAAGCCAACCAAAGCCUCCGGCGUCAGGUCUCCAUCGGCCUUAAAGAGUCCCUUCACUCGCAACGCGUCUGGUGUCCGUAUUAACUCUGCCGCCAACACCCCAUCUCUUACGUCGACCCCAAAGACACCCGAAGCUACAGCAGCAGAUGGAUCCCCCACGCCCGCCGCGCGUUCUUAUCCUGCUGGCCCUCGCACUCGUACCGGUGUUGCUUUGGGAGAUUCAUCUCGGACAGCCCGGGCCUCUCCCUCGGGGUCUCCAGAUGGAUCCCCCAUUGACACUGCCGGACCUUCUAUUACUUGCCCUCGUACUCGUCCGCGCGUUCCUAUUAUGAUAUCACAUUCUGCGUCGAGUCUGGAAACACGGGAGGCGAUGCGGGGCCGGGGCCUAGGCCACCGCUGA